AGCCGGCUAAGGUACGGCUGUUAGAUUAAUAUGAAUAGUGGACUUGGACUGAAUAUUACGCCAGAUUUAACAAACGAUUUCUUUCAAAUAAAACCUAAAUCUAAAAACACUGAAAAAAAGUUUAUCAAACAUCAUAUAGGGUCCAGUCAAUAUGUAUCUAGAACAAACAGUGGGACAGUGACACCACAUUUGGUAAAUGAAAAAAGACAAUAUAUUGAUCACCAACAGACAAUUCCAAGUAAUACUGGAAAUGUCUCAUUUAAUCAGACCCUUCAACAACCAAUCAAUGAGUUGUUAUUACCAGAACCAGAAUCUGAAGUUAUAUAUCCAAAAGAUCAAAACAUUGGUAUUGAGGUUUAUGACAAUUUCUCAUUCGACCAUAAAUAUGAUAACACACUUCCAAUAACAGAUAGUAGGGAACUUAUUGUUCAAACAAUUGAUGCAAAUAGAGCUACUGUUAUUCAAGGCAGCACUGGUAGUGGAAAGACUACCCAGGUACCUCAAUAUAUUUUGGAUGACUUCAAACAGAAAGGAAAAUACUGUAACAUUCUUGUCACGCAACCUAGAAGAAUAGCAGCGUUAAGUGUUGCUAAACGUGUUGCAGAAGAAAGAAAAUGGGAUCUAGGAACACUUGUUGGUUACCAAAUUGCAAGAGAUCGUAAAGUUUCAGAGGAUACACGAAUUACAUACAUGACUACUGGUGUCUUACUGCAAAAACUAAUAAAAGAAAAAAGUCUUGGGGAAUACACACAUAUUAUUCUUGAUGAGGUUCAUGAGCGAGACCAAGAUAUUGACUUUGCAUUGCUAGUUGUACGCAAAUAUCUCCGCACUGUGUCAAGACAUGUGAAAGUUGUGCUAAUGUCUGCAACCGUAGAAAGUAGUUUGUUUUCAAAUUAUUUUUCAAUCUUAAUAAAUGGUAAACCAGAAGGUUGUCCUGUAAUUUCAGUGGAUGGUAAACUAUACCCUAUAAGCAAAUAUUACUUUGAAGAUGUAGAAGGUUUAUCUGAGGUGCCUCAACAAAGCAUAUAUGAACCAGAAAUAAGUGAAAAGUGUUACCAACUUUGCAGAGAGAUAAUCCUUCAACUCGAUAAGGAUGAACUCAAGGAAAAAUACAAGCAGAAUAUGGUUGGAGAAGAUAGAGGAACAGUUUUAUGUUUUUUACCUGGGGUACCUGAGAUUACGGAAAUGAUGAAAUAUUUGGAUGAUAUUGAGGAAAUUAGAAAGUUAAAAGUCAUUCCUUUGCACUCACAGAUCAGUAGCACAGAUCAAAGCCUUGUGUUUGUAAAGGCUCCGUCUUAUUAUCGUAAAGUUAUUUUGGCAACGAAUAUCGCUGAGAGCUCAAUCACCGUACCUGAUAUUAAAUAUGUGAUAGAUUUUUGUCUGACAAAAAGUAAUGAAACUGACCCAGAUACAAACUAUCAACAGUUGGUUUUACAGUGGGCAUCAAAAGCAUCUCUUACUCAAAGAAAAGGCCGUGCUGGUCGUGUUUCUGAAGGCCAUUGUUUUCGUUUGAUCUCCUCCAAGUUUGUGAAACAAUUUCAGGAUUACUGUGUUCCUGAAAUGCUGAGAUCGCCAUUGGAACAAGUUCUAUUAAAAGUCAAGCUACUUGAGCUUGGACCACCAGCGCAAGUACUAGGGCUCGCUCUCCAACCACCUGACAUUACAUACAUCAAAAGAACUGUUCUUAUGCUGAAAGAGGUGGGAGCUUUAACCGUUCGUCAAAAUAAUCAUAUUAAUCCUCUGGAUGGAGAUCUGACGUUUGUUGGUCGUGUGUUGGGUGCUUUACCAGUAGAUGUUCAUAUUGGAAAGUUGUUGCUGAUAGGUUAUACUUUUGGUGUGUUAGAAGAAUGUCUUGUAAUAGGAGCUUGCCUGUCCCUUAAAAGUGUUUUUUCAAAACCAUUUCGACAAGAAAUGAAAGCGUAUACAAAUAAAAUGCACUGGGCAAAAUUUUCAUCAAGUGACUUAAUUGCAUCACUCAAUGCAUUUGUGAGUUGGAAAUUUCGUAAGGAACACAUCGGUUUUAAUGAGCCAGAAAGCAGGUGGGCCCAUCGCAAUUUAUUGGAAUACAAAAGACUUAAAGAGGUUGACUUACUUGUAAAAGAACUAGAAGAACGUUUAAAAAGUUUUAACAUUUUUACCCAUCGUAACAUUUACAAAAGAGAUGAACUAGACAAAGAAAAUGAGUUUGUUUUAAAGAUUGUUAUAGCUGGUGCUUAUUAUCCAAGUUAUUUCCAUACACAAGAGAUUGAGGAAGCAGAAGCAACAAAAACAUUAUCUGGACAUAACCCAUUUACAACUGUGGUGGUACAUGGUGCACCUCCAACCUUGUGUCAUUAUCGUUCAAGUGUUGCAAAUUUGUUUCGCCAAUGUGGACGUGGAAAGAGACUAUACUUUGAAAAUUCUAGAGCUUUUAUUGAGUUUGAAAAUGAACUAUCGGGAGAAUCACCAGUCACUGUUGCUGUAUACAAGGCAAUCAAACUAAGACACCUGCGUGUGCCACUCAAUAUACUCGUGUCAAAGAAAAACGACGAGAAAUUCCGACAGACAUUGCUUAAUAAGCCAUUGCUUUCUCACAAUCCAGAAACAGGUCUACUAACUAACAGAGUUAAUACUGGACUUGGUAAAGAAGGAACACUAAGCGUUACAUUGCAAGGCAACCCUCGUCAGGUUGAACUGCAAGAGACUGGUUACAUUAAUCUCAUUAUACAAGAGUGCAUUAACCCUGGUCAUUUUUGGGCGACAUAUUCCGAUCAGGAGACACAAAAACGAAUGCUUCAGUUGCAUAUCAAAUUAAACGAACUCAGCGGCAGAAAUUUAAAGCCAAUGAGAACUGAGGAUAUUAGAGUUGGUUCCUACUGCUUAGCUCCCUUCGAAGAUGAAUUCUUUCGUGCUGAGAUAAUCCAAUGUUCAGAUCGACAUGUGAAGGUGUUUUUUCUCGAUUAUGGCAACACAUCCACAAUUUCUGAUCUAAAGCAAAUUCGCAUUUGCCAAGAAGCUUUACUGAAUAUCCCGUUUCAGGCAUUCGAAUGCUACUUGUGUGAAAUUCGGCCAAUACGUGGAACAUGGACGGAAGAAGCAGCAUUACGGUUUAAUGAGGUGGCCAGUCCAGGAUCUAUUCAGUUAAUUGGAAAGGUUUAUUCACUAAUACAUGGGACCUAUCGGUUGGAAAUAUUUAACAACGAUAAAAGCAUCAACAGACUACUUAUUGAAGAGGGCCACGCUAUGUAUUGUGAGGAACCACUUUCAUCAAAGCAACGUCACGGAGAGAUGGUAAAUUUUCAAGGAGCUUCAUUAAAGAAAGCAUCAUCUGACACAAAAAACGUUGCAGAAGGUUCACGUAUUGAACGUGGAGAGGAGGUCUUAAAGAUUUCAUUGCGUGGUCCAUUCAGUCCAUUUGAAGUGAGCUUCUUUGGCCUAACUGCUUCAGCUAGACUAAGAGCAAGCCGUGUUGAACAGGACUCAGUAAAUAGUGUUGUUAUGUGUGAAGAACCACAAGAUAAACAUCCACGUUUGUUAGUAGCUGCAAGUGUCAACAUCAACCCAUCCGGUAACACCAUAAUUGCAAGGGAAACUACUUAUCUACCCAACAUACACGGGCUGACAUCGAUGCUUCCUUUGCUUUUUGCACCUGUGGCGGAAUUCAGGUGCGACAAAGAAGAGACGUUUAUUACAGGUGCAAUAUGCGGGUUGGGAUGUGAUGACAUGGGCGCACCCAUUCUUCCUGAUCACGAUAUUGAAAUUGCUUUUGACGUUAAAUUUGCUGAAAAGGAUUUCGGGAUGAUCAAUGGAGUGCGUUACCUUAUCAAUUACGCUAUUGGUAUAAAAGAAGAAAGAAUCGAUCUACCUGCUCAUAAAAUUGCAGACGUGCAAAAAUAUGCACGUGACAAGCUGUUAGAGUUAAUAAAUACUCAUCGAGAAGACAUGGAAGUGGUUCAUUAUCGAAACGAAUAUCGGUGGAAUCAGCUAAAUCCAGAGUCUGUGUUGGAGUGCGGCUACCAGGAGGAAGCAACACAUUUGUAUGCGUAUCACAAAGGUAUAUUCUUCCAAGAAAACACCAAAGAAGUUGUCGAUCCGCGCAUUGUUCAACAGCGAGAACAACUCAACGAGCUUCAUAAACUUGCUGGAAAAUCGUUAAUUCCCUUCAACACUUCAGUUGUAUGUCCGGUUUGCAGUGUACAAUGUCGCCAUCCACGUGGUUUGUACCUACAUUGCGAAACACCACAACAUCGAAAUUGGUGCACGCAAAUCUUCAAAGAGCAGCCAUCUUGAUUUGAAACCGAUUUAACCGGUGUUAUGCCUCCUUGUGAUUGGUGUAUAGAAGCUCGUGAUUGUGGUUGGUUCAAAGAAUCUGUGUUAAGCGCGGUCAGGCAUAGUUAUCUUUAUGAAAGUUAUUUAUAUUUCUGCUUAUAGCGGGAGGAGAUUCCACUGUGCUUUGUUUGCAAACAUUAUUUUAUUUCUGAACCGAACUUCCGCUGACAUUCGAGUUAUUUUUGUUUAUAGAUUUAUUUUAUGUAUAUAUUGCUGCCAGGCUGGGUAUUUUUGGGUUUUGGUAUCAGAUUUUUUUAUUCUUAUAUUUAUCUGUUCACUUCUCAGAGCUCUUUCAUUUUUCACAAAAUUACGCGUUAAAGAAUAAUUUACCAAAAAUUACCGAAAUUCGCGAAAACUUAUCUGUGUUUUCUGAAAGCAGCAUAAAGACACAAGUUCGGAGAAGUUUAGUUAUGGUGUAAAAUAGAGCAAUAUGAAGGUAUGAGCUGUUUCAUGUCAACGUUGCACCAUUUUGGGUUGUACUUUUUUUAACUAUUAUUUCUUUCGUUACAUUUUAUUACAACUAAAAAGGAUUAUCAAGAUUUUUUAGAAAGAUAUGUUAUUUUGAUAUUUUCUUCGGAAUAUUGAAAUCUAUAGACCAA
Hydractinia symbiolongicarpus is the source of this 4907-nucleotide messenger RNA. RefSeq names its product ATP-dependent RNA helicase TDRD9-like. The transcript is spliced from 38 exons. Gene Ontology annotation, cellular component: intracellular anatomical structure. The coding region runs from base 31 to 4269 and encodes 1412 amino acids. Gene Ontology annotation, molecular function: ATP binding; RNA binding. The record is from RefSeq and is a predicted model, not a curated record. NCBI's taxonomy places the organism in Eukaryota, Metazoa, Cnidaria, Hydrozoa, Anthoathecata, Hydractiniidae.